Messenger RNA from Dreissena polymorpha, 1518 nucleotides. RefSeq names its product polycystin-2-like. The coding region runs from base 1 to 1518 and encodes 505 amino acids. Gene Ontology annotation, biological process: detection of mechanical stimulus. Gene Ontology annotation, molecular function: calcium channel activity; calcium ion binding. Lineage: Eukaryota; Metazoa; Mollusca; Bivalvia; Myida; Dreissenidae. The transcript has 5 exons. The record is from RefSeq and is a predicted model, not a curated record. Gene Ontology annotation, cellular component: membrane.
AUGGCGGCGGACUACUGGAUUGGCUACGGAUAUCAGAUAGCCAGGCAAAUACUGGGCAGUUAUUUUUAUGCUGAGGAGAGUGAAGAACCUGAAAACGCACGAGUCGUCAUGUUCCAUUCUUUUAUGGAAAAGGAUUCUGGAAAGGUCAACAAAGUAGAGACGUUCUACCAGUACCACCUGCAUGAUGUGGCAAUCCCCAGUCUAGCAGACAUGGCUAUUUCCGACCACGAGUAUUUAACACCUUUCUCCAAUCACUUCCUGCUUGGGCCUUGGAGACUAAGACAACUAAGGGUGGCAAAAGGCUCAUGCUAUGAAGGCGCCGAGAAAAUAUUCGAGAGAUUCCAAAUCUACAACGUUCAAUGUUCCAACGAGUAUUCAGUUAAGACCCAAGACACCGGCAAUUACAACAUGACAUGGAGUAAGUCUUUACCCGAGAAUUCGUCGCUUGAGUCACCGUGGAUACACCAGUCAGCAUGGCAACUGAAGACGCUACCUACCGUUGGAAAACGGGCAACUUACUCGGGUGGGGGAUAUGUAGUCCUUCUACCUCAAGAAUCCGAUCUUCAACCAGGAAUCAUUCAAGACAUGUGGAACUCGGACUGGAUAGACGAGUACACCCGAGCAGUCCUGCUGGAAUUCACAGUGUACAAUCAAAAUGCAAACCUUUUCACGGCGGCUGUGAUCAUGUUCGAGUACCUGAACACUGGCGAAGUCGUACCAUCCCAUCAGUUCCAUUCCACAAAGCUGUUCCAUUAUUCUACGGAUUUUAGUAUAUUCGUUGCUAUGUGUGAAGUGCUCUUAUUUGCCUUUAACGUAGCAUUUGCGUACAUCGAGUGGAAAAGGUUUAAAGUUCUUGGCAAAAGAGCCUAUUUCAGCGAUAUUUGGUCUUACGUUGAAAUAAUACAAAUUUCCUUGUCUUAUUCUGUCAUUGGACUGUUUUUCCAACGAAUGGUUUCAGUGAACAGCGUGAUAGAUGAUUACAGGGCUAGUAAUGUGUCAUCGUUCAUCAGUUUUCAAACAGCAUUAUUCUGGGAUUCAGUCCUUGUUUACCUGAUGGCCUUUUUGGUGGGCCUUGUCACCCUGAAAUCGAUAAAGCUGCUUCGUUUUAACAAGAGGACAUUCAUGAUAAUGGACACUGUAAAGCAAUCAAAAGGCAUGCUACUCAGUUUCAUGUUCAUGGCAUGUGUAUUUGUAAUUGGGUUCGGGCAUUUCUGCUAUCUGGCUUUUGGAAAGGUUCUGUCUGAUUAUAGAAGUUUCCUCAGAAGUGUCAUUGCAAUCUUCAACUUUGCCCUUGGAACUUCGGACUUUCCAGGAAUCGAGCAAGCACACAGGGUGUUGGGACCAAUCUUCUUUGUUGGAUUUGUGUUUAUCGUUAGCUUCUGCUUCAUGACUGUGUUUGCAGCCAUUCUCGAUUUCGGAAUCAACGAGUCAAAGGCCCUGUUCAUGAAAAGACGCAACAAAAUUGAGCUUCUAGAGUAUAUCAUCGGGAAAUUUAAAACUAUUGCUGAUAAGAAUUAA